CCUAAUUGUUGUGAUAAACUUAUUAAAUAGGGGACAUAUGUGUUACUGAAGUCACCCCACCACAACAUGGGCAAUUUAAGCAGUGGAAGUCACUCAAUAUACAUGUUCUUCAGGCAGCUUCGAUUGCUCCUCUGGAAGAAUGCGGUCUUGAAAAAACGAACGCCGGUGGUGACACUGUUGGAAACUAUCAUCCCACUGGUCAUCUUCAUCAUCUUGGUGCUGAUGCGGAUGCGACUGCCUCCCGUGGAGCAGCCGAUCCAGAUGCCCAAACACCAGCCCCUAGUCUCCGCUGGACUGGUGCCUCUCAUUCAGAGCGUCUGCAUCAACGAGAAAGUGUGCAAACCAUACGGGGUGCCGAAAGGAACUUAUUUUCAUAAACUGCUAAACGACCUUCACUCGCUGCACAGCGAGUUAGCUGCUUCGAACACUGAGGAAACAGAAGAUAACCUGAGGUCUCUUCUCUUCAUCAGCAGAAAAGAGUUGGCAGCGGCUGGCAUUGACCGAACUGCAAUGCUGCAAGAACUCACAAAUGCGAACAUAGUUAUGAAUGAAACAAAAAAAUUCUCAACGGUUUUCCUGACGAAUGAGACAUUCCGAUUAGAAGCAAGGCGGCUGAUAGACAAGUACAAGACCAGCAGGAUGCUCGGAAGAAGAUUCAAAGAAGCAAGUGAAGAUAAUACAGGCCUCUUUUCAGAAGACAAGCUGGUGAUGUUGAUGAGUCUCUCUGACAAGACGCCCGAAUUGAUGCAAUGGCUGGGAUUUCUACCAGAAGACACAUGUGAUUCCUUAGUUGAUGAAAAUUACGACAGACGGAAACUGACUCAGGCAGCUCUAGAGAUGUGGCACCAAAUACAGCCUGACUUGUGUGCCAACUACGAGAAACUGACUAUGCAGGAUGUAGAUCUGAAGAGGUUCGAGAAGUUGAACUUGGAGACACAUCAAUUUCUCAUGCUGCAACACUGGCAGUCCUUCCUCGACAAGAACCUCAAGAUAUUGUUCACGCCUGUGACUGAAGACACUGAAAAAAUUGUGGCAGAGAUGUCAUCUACAGCAACAACAUUGCGCAAACUGCCCGUGUUCCUGAACAACUUUCUCCAAGUUUCGGAGGCAUUCAGAUCUUACCUGAAACUGAAAAAUCCAAAUGCUUUCGAACAAGGAGUUUCAGUACUGGACGUGGUCACCUUCCUCAAUGUUGAAUUCAACGGAACUGAGCCAAAUAUUGAAGAUCUGCGGAAGACGUACCCGGGACUGACCGUGAACUUCCUGAAGAUGCUGGACGUGUUCGAUCGUGCCGCGUGUGCCAUGAAGUUGAUGUUAAGAGACAGGGAUUUGGACGUGUUCGAGGGAGUCGCAACUGAGAGUGAGGCAGUGCACUUGCUAGCCAAUGGAGAUGCGGCCAGAGAGGGAAACAGAAUUCUGGCAGUGAUUGUGUUUGACGUGGACGAGCAGGGUAGAAUUGGGUCACAUGUAAGCUACAAAAUCAGACAGUCGCAGAGUGAAACAGCCGAUACCCGAUUCGUCAGAUCAUCAUACUGGUACCCGGGAACUGACACUCAUGGACUGAAUGAGAACAACUACUACACGUAUGGAUUCCUCUGGGUGCAAGAUCUAGUUGAUAGAGCCAUCAUCAACUUCCAGACGGGCAGAAGCGUCGAGGCACCAGGUCUAUACAUCCAGAAGUUCCCCGCCCCCUGCUAUGACAAUGACGUGUUUGCAGAAGUUAUAGAACAUGGUAUGCCUCUGUUCAUGCUACUGUCCUGGAUAUAUUUUUCCAGUGUGUUGGUGAAUGCGGUGGCCAAGGAAAAGGAAACACGUCUGAAAGAGAGCAUGCGCAUGAUGGGACUAACUCGAACUGUUCACUGGGCUGCCUGGUUCUUCACAGCCUUUCUACACAUGCAAGUGACACUGCUGCUUCUGGUGCUGUUGAUCCACUUCGGGAACUUGUUGCCCCAGAGCAACCCACUGGUGCUUCACAUGUUCUUCUCCAUAUUCUGCGUGGCCAUGAUAUGUUUCUGUUUCUUCAUCUCGUGCAUCUUUAACAACAGUCAAGUGGCGUCUGCAUUCACAGGCAUCCUCCUUGUGUUCCUACAUGUGCCCUUCACUUUCAUACAUAUUGUGGAGACCUACAACAAACAGAUCAUAUCCGCCGCCAUCAAGUCCAUUGUGUGUCUGAUUCCUGUGACGCCGAUGGCGAUGGGCGUGAAAUACUUCACCAUCUAUGAGAUCCAGAAGGAGGGCAUCCAGUGGCACAACCUCAACUCCUCCCCCUCCGACGGCGACAACUUCUCAGCCCUCAAGGCCAUGCUCAUGCUCAUCGUGGACUCAGUCGUGUAUGCAUUCCUAGCAUGGUACAUCGAGGCCAUCAGACCAGGACCCUAUGGCAUCCCUCUGCCCUGGUACUUUCCCUUCAUGAAGUCCUACUGGUCAUCCAAACAGGAUCACGCAGAAGUGUCCAUGCAGUGCAUUCUGUGUGGCGGGGGAGGCACAGACAGCGAAACAGACGACAAACACUCCCUCGCAUCCUCCCAGGCGUUGAAUGGGGGUGGCAGUUGCUAUCUCGGAUGCGAUCCCUACUCAAACCCGGUCGAUAGGAAUUUGUUUGAGACUGAGCCGGAUGAUUUGGUGCUAGGAGUGGCUAUUAAGUCUUUGUCCAAGAAGUACAAGUCAGCUGGAAAAUACGCACUACGUGGAUUGACUUUGAACAUGUACGAGGGUCAAAUUACAGCAUUGCUCGGACAUAAUGGGGCCGGAAAAUCAACUACGAUGUCAAUUCUAUGCGGGGUGCAGCCACCCUCUCACGGAACAGCGAAGAUCUACAAUAAAGAUAUCAGGUUCCAAAUGGAUGCAAUUCGACAGGAGAUGGGAAUGUGUCCGCAACACAAUGUACUCUUUGAUAAUUUAACAGUCGAGGAGCACUUGUACCUGUUUGCUAAUUUAAAAUUACCAAGUGCGUCUAAAGAGCAAAUAAAUGUAGAAGUCGAGAGGCUGUUGCAUGACAUGGAUUUGCCUACAGACAGACAUACGUUAGUGCGGAAGCUAUCGAGUGGAGUUCAAAGGAAGCUAAGUGUGGCGAUGACAUUCAUAGGAGAUCCGAAACUGAUCAUUCUCGACGAACCGACGAGUAAUGUUGACCCACAAGCGAGACGAGCCAUCUGGGAUCUUUUAAUCAAGUACAAAGACAAUCACACGAUUCUAAUGUCGACGCAUUUCAUGGAUGAAGCUCAAAUGUUGGGAGACAGAAUAGCUAUGAUUUCGGGAGGUGUCUUGAGAUGUGUAGGGACUCCGAUAUACCUUUUGAAUCGUCUAGGUGCCGGAUAUCACUUGACCUUACAUAGGCAGAUGCAUGGUAGCGCUGGGUCUUCAUCCUAUUCUGAUUCAGUUCGCCAGUUUAACAAAAGAGAAGUUACAGAAUUUGUCAGACGGUUCAUAGGAGCAGCAACGUUGCAGAAGGUUACUCAAACUGAUGUGGAGUAUAUAUUGCCAAGAGAGUUUGUAGAAACAUCGAAUUUUGAAAACCUGCUGAAAGAGUUAACACAGAACUUAUCUCAGUUUGGCCUAACAAGCUUCGGUUUAAGAGAUACAAGCUUAGAAGAAGUGUUUUUCAAAAUUUGCGAGUCGGCAGGGAACCUGAGAAACACGAACCGAUUGUCUCAGAACCCAGACCAGGAUCCAAACGAAAGUUUCUCGAAUCAAACGGAGGACAAUGAACAUCAUCCUGAACACAACAUGGGCCAUGCUAAUGGAAGAGUUGAAGAGAACCAAGGUGACAAUUCAGUUCUCCACGAUGAAUCGUACAUGAGUGACGGAAGUUACAACGAACCUCAACCGCAUGCUGCUAAUUUACCCGAUGUUGUGAUCUCGCAGCCUAGCAUUGCGUGCUCAACUGAUAUGCCCUUUUCUAAUUUGAAAAGAGUCUCCGGACCUUCGUUGUAUCUAAACCAGUUCGUAGCCUUGUCAAAGAAGAAACUGAUUCUUACUGCUAAGAACCCGAAGUUAUUAUUGACACAAAUUGCGUUUCCGCUUUUGUUCAUGCUUGCAGCCAUGUCAAUGGCCUACAUGUCAUCGUACACAGGUGAUUCGAAGAUGUUGAGAAUGUCUACUGCGCAGUAUGAACAGUAUCACGUGCCAUUUGGAAUGAAGAAUGAAAUUCCGGUAGCUGCAGUAGUUUCAUCAUUGCAGUCGACGGAAGAACAGAAACAGUCAGAUGCUGGUCCCCUGGAUCUAGUGGAAACCCUUCGUCUUGCAUCCGGCGUCGGAGCAGACUGCACUCUGUUGCCCGGCAUGAACGAGCAAAUAUUCAACGACUUCACAGUUCCCAACUUUCUCUACCCAGACUGGUGUCUGGUCCAGGGAACACCAGUAGAGCAAGUGCUAGGGUCCAGAGACGCCAAUGCUUCCUUCUCAUCGGCAAUAAAGACAUUCCCUCAAAAACGGACAGACCACCAGCCUAUUGUAGGGAUGAGGAGCAGUAGUAAUACCACAGUUGCACAUUAUUGUGAAGACACUGGGCACAGAUGCGAAGAGUGCAGCAACGCAGUCCUCAAGUGCCACAAUAUGACGUCAUCAGUAGGCUAUGAGCAGUUCGUAUUCGACACUUGGGCCAAUGACAGAGUGGUGGACGUCAGUGAGGAGUCGAGUCGCUUCGGGUUCGAUGUGGAUGAUCAGUUUCAACUGCAUGCGUUUGACCAUCGUCAGAGAAACCGUUACGGUGGACUGGUGUUCAAAGACUAUGUUUAUGAGCCAGGCAUGGUUGCUGAUCUGCCCGACAUUUACAACAGUUUGUUCUCCAAACAACAAGCAAAGGUCUACUACAACUCUAAGGGAUACCAUAGCAUCCCGAUCUACGUGAAUGCAGCGAACAAUGCCAUCCUGAGGGCGAACCUGGUCAAGUUCAACAAGAGUGCAGACCCGAGAGAGUUCGGGAUCACGACCUACUCUCAGCCAAUCAGGGCAGGACACUUGCCUAGCAAGAACCUCAUGGACCAUGGAAACGACGUAGUGGUAGCCAUGUUGGUCCUUACAGGAUUCAGUUCCCUCCCCGCGAGUUUCCUCAUGCACUUGGUCUACGAGAGAACCCACAAGAUGAAACACCUCCAACUGGUGUCUGGCAUGCACCCAGUCGUCUACUGGCUGUCUAACUUUGUGUGGGAUUUGAUAGUGUCAUGUAUACCCAUAUUCCUCAGUUAUGUCAUCAUGGUCAGCAUAGGAGUGAGGGCAUACACUGAAGGACAGAAUAGUCUCGCACUGCUCUAUCUCCUCCUCACUUAUGUCUGGGCAGUGAUCCCGUCAAUGUAUCUGUUCUCGUUCGUGUUCAAUGAGCCAGCCACUGCCUACGUGGGACUGGGGGUGUCCAACCUCCUCACUGGAGUCAUCAUGGUCAUCAUCGUCUACAUGUUUGACACUGUAGUCAGAAACGAUGAGGUGAUAUCGCAAAUCAACUCUAUCCUGAAGGCGUGUUUUGUGGUGGUGCCCAUCUACAAUGUGGGCCACGGAUUCACUUACAUCGCCUUUAAUCAGAUCCUCAACGACUUCUACCUCUCAUUCGGACUCGACGAAAAGGUUGUCGAGCCAUUCGACUGGAGCGCCACGACCAGAGGCAUCGUAAUCAACUUCGUUCAGGGAUUCGUGGCGUUCGCUUUAGUAAUUCUCUGCGAGUAUAAUCUUUUCUUGCAAAUAAGCGUCAAAACAGAAGAACCUCUUGAGGAACCCCUGAAGAGUGCCUCAGAUAGCGAAGUGAACAAGGGAUCCAUCAGAUUUGCAUGCGACAGUCCAGGAGCUGUUCAGAUUGUGGAUCCGGAUGUCAAGGCAGAACGGGAACGCGUGAAAAGAAGCAGAGAUCCGGUUCGACUGAUGAAUUUGACGAAAGUGUAUACUUCCUUAGACAUGGGAAGGUUCAGAGCUGUCAACAAUGUCAGUGUGGGUAUCAGACAGGGUGAAAUUUUUGGUCUGUGUGGAUCAAAUGGGUCAGGGAAAACAGAGUUGUUUAAGUUGCUGACGUUGGACUCCCAUCCAUCAGAUGGUACAAUCUUCAUCGACAAUCAUAAUGCGGCUAAGAACAAAAAUGCCAUCUGGAGCAUAAUUGGUUACUGUCCCCAACAUGAAGCUUUGUUUGGAGAGAUGACUGGUCAACAACAUCUAGAAUUGUAUGCAGCAUUGCGAGGCUAUUCAAGGAAAUCUAUGCCUAAGGUGAUCAAAGAGACGAUUGCGGAGAUGGAUUUGAUAGAGUGUAGGGACAAAGAGACUGACACCUACUCUGGUGGAAUGAAGAGGAAGUUGUCGGCUGCUCUGGCUCUCAUCGGGGAUCCAAAAAUAGUGGUGCUAGAUGACCCCACUGCCGGAAUGGACCCAAGGUCAAGGAGGUUCCUCUGGACUCUCAUCAAGAAACUCAACGAGAAGGGCAGGACAGUGAUCUUUGCCUCGAAUAGUAUGGACGAGUGUGAGCGUCUGUGUUCCCGUCUGGCCAUCAUGAUCAGAGGCAGCUUCAUCUCUCUGGGCAGUGUGAAUCACCUGAAGAACAGAAGUGGCGACAUGUACAACAUCAAGUGCAGACUGGAGAGGGGUGCUGACUUCUCCCUCAUCGCCCAGUUCAUGACUAAUGAGCUGCCCAAGGCUGAAGUUGUUGAGGAGCACUUCAACGUGAUCACUUACGAGGUGGCGGCUGAGCACCUGAAUUUGCCACGGGUCUUUUCGCUCCUCGGAACACACAAGGCCAAACUGGGCAUUGUAGACUACAGUGUCAGUCAGAAGACACUCGAAAUGGGCUAUAUGAACAUUUUGCGAAGGGAGCUUCUUCUAGAGCAGCAGAACAAGGAUGCCAACUUGAUCAACAAUAUCCAGUCCAGUUCCAAACAUCAAGACACUGCAGAGUCUAGAAAUAAGCCAUUUGCCAACCUCAGCUCGCGUGCCAACUUCGUACGUGCUCUCAAAAAAGAUCAACAAACGGGACACAGACUGGCAAGACACGCGGAAACUUCCACUUGAAUGCCUAGUUACGUAACCGAAGUCAAAGAGCGAUGCGAAGUGUCAUGUAAGCGAUUCAAAAUAGAAUCAAGAGUUCUUACCAAGGAAUUAAACAUGAGCCGUUUGCAGGAACUGUCAUAUAUCUUUGGAAAACACAUAUUAUUAAUCAGGGACUUUAAUGUAACAGUAAAGUUUCUUUAAGUUUAACUCACAAUCAACAAUCAUUUCAAAAUCGGUCACUGCUCGAUUACAAUCAGUAAAUUAUUAGACUCCUUAGAAAAAAUUUAAAUUUAUAUUGAUUAGUGUAAAAUUGAUUUGACGAUAGGCAAAUCUUAUUUAGUCCUAUAUGUGAUUUUGUAUUUCUUAUAGGGAUCUAUUCAUAGGUAUCGUACAAUGUUUUAAUGUAUUUCCAUGUUCAUCCCAAUUUUAUUUUGUAUUUUGUCCUAAAAUUAAUUAUUUUUGUUUUAAAUCAAUUUUGGAUCUUCGCGUAAUUUAUUUGUAUUUAUUAAUCAUUCACGUAGUUUGAUUAUCUGUAAUUGAAAAUAGUUGGUCUUUUGAAAUCAGGUUGUUUUGAAGUGCAAGUUUCAUGUGUUAGUAUUUAAUCGUGUUCGUAUUGUAGUUAGCCGGAAUUGAAUUAAUACUGUCUUGUUUGUCAAUCGGGUGAUGGGCAUUUUCUUUAACUUCAAUUCAAAUCAAUGGUGCUUUCUGUGAUUUUGAUACUCUGCUAUAGGCAAUAUAUCCUAAUAAAUGAAAAUGAUCUGUGGAAAAAUUACCUUGUGACGAAACCAAGUUUGGAUGUUUUUCUAACUGUGAAUCGGCCGGGAGUUUUUAAAUAGUGCCGAAAAAAUUACGUUACUCAGCUGCAAAUGACAGGGAUUGGCCCAAUUUCUGAUCCGACUUUUGAAGAAUUUGUCUGCGAUUUAGUGGUUUGCGUUUGCUUGAAAAAUCAAUUUGGUCUACUUUAAAAAAGACAAACUUUCCGAAAUUAUUUCAAAACCAAAACACCCUACCACAAGAAUUUCUUGCUUACGCCACUGGUUGUGCAACAACGCAGAAUAGAUGAAAGAAAAAACCAAUCGUGCCGUUUAAUUGAUGUCGCAGUCAGAAAAAGAUUCUUAAAAACUCGGCUUCAAUUUUGUACUUGAUUACGGUGAACACCAACUUACACCACAAGCCAUGUAAACAAGGUGCUACUGAACGCAUACUUCUUAUUCAAUUCUACAUACUUCUUUCAUAGUCAGAUAGAGAAAUAAUUUAAUUGUUUUCUCACAA
Molecule: messenger RNA, 8232 nt
Organism: Symsagittifera roscoffensis
Lineage: Eukaryota; Metazoa; Xenacoelomorpha; Acoela; Convolutidae
Product: ATP-binding cassette sub-family A member 2-like
Exons: 32
Coding region: 67-6981 (2304 amino acids)
Biological process (GO): lipid transport; transmembrane transport
Cellular component (GO): intracellular membrane-bounded organelle; membrane
Molecular function (GO): ABC-type transporter activity; lipid carrier activity; ATP hydrolysis activity
Source: RefSeq, a predicted model, not a curated record